Molecule: messenger RNA, 4760 nt
Organism: Schistosoma margrebowiei
Lineage: Eukaryota; Metazoa; Platyhelminthes; Trematoda; Strigeidida; Schistosomatidae
Source: the annotation of a GenBank genome assembly
AGAGCGUUCUUUAAAAUUCGUAGGAACGCGGGGCUUCAACUCCGGACGGUUUGUGUCACCCUUAUAUUUACCGAAUUGAACUAGUCCAUAAAUGACAAACCCAUCUGAACUCCUUAAUGAAUGUCCACCAAUCAUGAAUGAUGAAGAUAUUCUUAAUGAUUGUGGACCUGUAGAUAUCCCUCCACCGCCUCCGUUAGCACAGUCUCUAGAUGCUAAUGGCCCAAGAUUAAUAAUCACUCAAAUUGUUACGGAAAAUUUCAAAUCUUAUGGUGGCAUGCGUGUUAUGGGACCAUUCCAUAAAAAUUUUAGUUGUAUUAUCGGUCCUAAUGGAAGUGGUAAAAGUAAUGUAAUUGAUUCAAUGCUGUUCGUGUUUGGUUAUCGGGCAUCAAAAGUUCGUUCGAAGAAAAUUAGUCAACUUAUACACUAUAGUGAACUGGUACCUAAUGCUAGUAGCUGUGAAGUGUCUGUACACUUUCAAAAAAUUAUUGAUCAUGGUCCUGGUGCUUUGGACUAUGAAGUUGUUCCAAAUAGUCAGUUUGUUAUUUCACGACGAGCAUACAAAGAUAAUUCAAGUUGCUAUUUGAUUGAUGGUACUCGAGCUGUUUAUCGUGAUGUGGCUAAUCUUUUGCGCAGUCAUGGCGUGGAUAUUGAUCAUAAUCGAUUCCUCAUAUUACAAGGCGAAGUGGAGCAAAUUGCUUUGAUGAAACCUAAAGCUCCAAGUGAACAUGAGGAUGGAUUUCUUGAAUACUUAGAGGAUAUAAUUGGUUCAUCAAGAUUUAAACAACCAUUAAAUAUAUUUAUAAAUCGUAUUGAAAAAUUAAAUGAUUUACGUUUGGAAAAACUUUCACGUGUAAAAUUAAUUGAAAAAGAAAAAGAUGAAUUAGAAUCUGUACGUAAUGAAGCAAUAGAUUAUUUACGUUUAGUUAAUCAAUUAAUACGAAUGAAAAAUAUAUUAUAUCAACAAAAUUUAUUAAAAGAAUAUCAUACUAUUGAAAUAAUUAAAGAGAAAUUAAUAAAUAUACAAAAUGAAACUGAAAUUUUAUCAAGUCAGGUACGUGAGAAAACUCGACAAAUUAAGCGAUUAGAAUCUGAUCGUGAUGAGCUUACUCAACGUCAUGCUCAAUUGCAAAUAAGAUAUCGUGAUGGGAAAGCAAAAUUUGCUGAAUUUGAAGCUCAAGAUGGACAACUGCGUGAUGAACAUGCACAUACAAAAACUUCAGCACGUCAUUUAGCUAAAGCAAUUCAAGUAGAACGAACUAAGUUACAAGAGUUAGAACGAUUACCUGAAGAAGCAAAUGCUCAUCGUGAAGCAAUUAAGAAACAAUUAGUGGAAUUAGAAGAAGCUAGAAAGAAACAUGAAGAAGUUUAUAAGGAAACAGUUGAUAAUCUGUCUAAAGAAUCUGCACCUUUACGAAUUAAAGUUGAAGAAAGUGAAUCCAUGUUGGCUCCUUUACAAACAGAAGCUGAUCAAAUUACAAGUAAACUAACACUGGAGCGUCAACAAUAUGAUCUUAUGAUGGCUGGCCAACGAAGAGAAUUAGAACGUAUGGAAACAGCAAAGAAAAGUAUGCAAUCAACUCAAAGUAAACUUAAAGAGAGAGAACAAGAAUUAGCUGAUGCAAAAAAACAAUUAUCAUCUUCGGGAAGUGGAGGAAAUAAAGGUAAUUUAGAGAUGGCAUUAGCAUCAGCUACACGUGAUCUAGCUGAAGUGAAAACACAUGAAGCUGAUCUGACAAAAGAACUAAAUGAUUUACGUAGCAAGUUGACAGAGUCAAAAUCAGCUCUUCAGGCGGAUAAUUCAAGAAAUCGUAUGUUGAAUGCUCUACUUGAAGCAAAACGUUCUGGAACAUUGACUGGAAUUCUUGGUAGACUUGGUGAUUUAGGUGCAAUUCCAUCACGUUAUGAUAUUGCAAUUUCAACAGCAUGUGGAGCUUUAGAUUAUAUUGUCACAGAUACCAUGGAUACAGCUCAGAAAGCGGUGAAUUUUCUGAAACAGAAUAAUCUAGGACAAACUACUUUUAUAGCUCUGGAUAAAAUGAAAAAAUGGGCUGAAAAAUCUUCAAUUCCAUUUAAUAUGCCUAAAGUAUCAUUUCAAGUCGAACGUUUAUACGAUUUAAUUCAAACAAUUGAUCCCAAUGUGAAACCAGCAUUUUAUUUCGCUUUAAGAGAUACUUUAGUAACAGAAAAUUUAAAUGCAGCUACAAAAGUUGCUUUUGGUCAACAACAACGUUAUCGUGUUGUUACUCUUCAGGGACAAGUUAUUGAAGUAUCUGGUGCAAUGUCAGGUGGUGGAGGUCGUCCACUUUCAGGUAGAAUAAUGGCAGAUAUUGUACAAGUGAAAAAACUUCAUGAAGCCAAUUAUAGUUGUGAAUCUAGACACAAACGACUAUCAACCGAUAGUUCCAAAGAAACAAGCGAUCUAUCUGCAUUAGAACGUCAAUUAACUCAAGGGGAUGCUGAACUUGGUCGUUUACGUGACACUCGAUCACGUUUGGAAGAAAUGAUUGUGCGUAUGACUCGUCAACGUGAUGAAUCCGAGCGUACAAUCAAACGGUGUGAAAAUGAAUGUGUUCACUUACGUGCUGAAUUGAAAGCAUUAACAGAUGAAGUUAAACAAUCUGAAGAACGUGUCAAAUCAAUGGGACCAUCAGAUAUUGAACGUAAAAAAUUUGAAAAACAAUUAGAAAAACUUGAACAUUUAACACAACAAAAAUGUUCAAUUGCCGCGAAAAAACGUGAAGAAUUAGAAAUUUUAAAAAAUCAAUUAUUAAAUUUUGGUUCAGAUCGACUAGCUACUGUAAGAUCUCGUCUUGAUGUUAUAGAAAAGAAAAGAAAAGAUGCAAAUGAUGAAUUAACUAAAUUAGAAGUUAGUUUAAAAACGACUACACGUAAUCAACAAAAAUCUAUAGAUAAAUUAAAAAAUAUGGAAAAUGAAGCAGAAUUAUUAAAAACAAAAUUAAUAGAUAUUGAUAAUAAAUUAAAACAAUUAGAAAAUGAUGCACGUACUUGUAUGUUAGAUUAUCAAAAUAUUCAAAAUGAAGUUGAAGAAUUACAAAAACUUAAAGAAAAAUGUCAAACUGAAUUAACUGAAGCAGAAAAUACUUUGGCAACGGUACAAAAGGCUGAAAAUUCAUCUCGUCGUUUAAUUACUCAAUUCGAAAGUGAAUUGGCUCAAGCUACAACCAAUGCUCGUCAUUGGGAACGUGAACUUAGAGGUCUUCGAUUACAUCGUAUUGACGAUGAUAAUGAAGAAGAAGAAGAAAAAGGAAAAGAGGGAUUAGAUGUUGUAAUAGGAGAGGAAAAUGUAACAGUAUCAUCAAUUUCUCAAGAUGUUUCUCAAUCGAUUGUUAGAGAUUCACUAGUUCAUUUGAAUAAUGAAAAAUCACCAACUUUACAACUAAAUGAACAACGAAUCGAUAGAAAAGCUGAUCGUGAAACUAAGAAUCUUCCGAAAUUCACAGAUGAGGAAUUGCAAAAUCUUCAUGCUGAUCUAAAUGAAAUGAAACACUUGGAAGAGCGUAUAAAUGCAAUGGCACCUAAUAUGGCCUCUAUAGAAGAAUAUCGUCGUAAAGCAGAAAAUUAUUUAACACGUGUCAGUGAAUUAAAUCGUAUCACUAAUAUAUUAGGUGAACAACGUAAACAUAUGGAAGAUGCUAAAUCAAAAAGAUUAAGUGAAUUUCUUGAUGGUUUUCAUGCUAUUACAAAUAAAUUAAAAGAAAUGUAUCAAAUGAUUACACAAGGUGGAGAUGCUGAAUUAGAAUUAAUUGAUUCACUUGAUCCAUUCACUGAAGGUAUUGUAUUUAGUGUACGUCCACCUAAAAAAUCUUGGAAAAAUAUUGCUAAUUUAUCUGGUGGUGAAAAAACAUUAUCUAGUUUAGCAUUAGUAUUUGCAUUACAUCAUUAUAAACCAACACCAUUAUAUGUAAUGGAUGAAAUUGAUGCAGCAUUAGAUUUUAAAAAUGUUUCAAUUAUUGGUAAUUAUCUUAAACAACGUACUAAAAAUGCACAAUUUAUUGUAAUUUCAUUAAGAAAUAAUAUGUUUGAAUUAUCCGAUAGAUUAAUUGGUAUAUAUAAAACAUAUAAUAUAACAAAAACAAUUACAUUAGAUCCAUCACCAUUAAUAAAACAUUUACAUAAUUUAGUUAUACGUGUAGCUACAGCACAUGGUCAUGAAAAAGAUUUAUCAUUGUUACCAUCACAACAACAACAACAACUAAAACAAAUAUCAUCAUCAUCACCACCACCACCACCAUCCUCACAACAACCACAACCACAACAACAAACAAUGAUGAUUAUGAAUUCACCAAUGAAUACAAAUUGUUUAACACCAGUCAAAUCAAUAAACUAUUCAAAAGUAACUAAUUUAGAAAAUCAUGAUACUGUUUUAUUAAAAUCAAAUAUUACAGAGAUUAUUCUAGUUAAUGAUAAUGAUGAUGAUAAAGAAGAAGAUAAUGAUAUGGAUAUGCAAACAAGAAAGAUAACAAUAAAUAAAGAAAUUGAUAAACGGAAAACAUUGUUUACAAAUCAGACUAAUGAUAAUAACACUGAGUCUGCUAUGGAAUGUUGAAUGCGAUGAGGUUUGGAGUGUAUAUUAUAAAAGUGUAAUAGAUGAAUAAAACAUUAACAAUGAUGAUAAUAUUAACAUUGUAUAUAUUUUAUUUUGUGUAUAAGAUUUAUGUCUGUUUUUUUUUCUUGCAUUUAUAUCUAUGGUAUUUAUUAUUCAUAUAUGUAUAUAGAUAAAUAUAUGAAUUUCUGUUUAA